This is a messenger RNA of Arabidopsis lyrata subsp. lyrata, 1553 nucleotides long. RefSeq names its product UDP-D-xylose:L-fucose alpha-1,3-D-xylosyltransferase MGP4. The transcript has 4 exons. NCBI's taxonomy places the organism in Eukaryota, Viridiplantae, Streptophyta, Magnoliopsida, Brassicales, Brassicaceae. Gene Ontology annotation, molecular function: glycosyltransferase activity. Gene Ontology annotation, cellular component: Golgi apparatus. The record is from RefSeq and is a predicted model, not a curated record. Bases 194 to 1264 code for a protein of 356 amino acids.
AAUACUAAACACUUCCCAAUCGCCAUUGUUACUCUGUUUUGAGAUCUCCCUCCACGGCCGUAUCAUCAGAUCUACACUUCCACUCUGUAUAUUUCCUCUCACACUCUCCAAUUCAAUUCAGUUCUCAAACUUGUGAAUUAAAACGAAACCAUUUCUCCAAAUUUGUUCAUCUCCAGCAACAACAAAAAAAAAAAUGGCGCAGCAAAAGUUUCUUCACCAGCGUCCAAUCCAAAACCCAUUCUCUUCCUCUCCUCUUUCCAAUUCUUCAAUCUCAAAUCGACCAAUUUCUCUCCUCAGCCGCAACGGUCUCCUCAUCCUUCUCGCUCUCCUCGUUAUCCUCGGUGUAUUCUUACCCUGGGCAGGAUCUCCUUUAUUCCCGUUUCCAAACAGACUCUCUUCUUCUCAAUCCAAAUGGCGCGACUACUCCCUCCCUCAAGCCGUCAAGUUCGUAGCUAAGAACGGAACUGUGAUCGUCUGCGCCGUGAGCUAUCCUUACUUGCCUUUUCUCAACAAUUGGUUGAUUAGUGUUUCUAGACAGAAGCAUCAGGAUCAAGUUCUCGUUAUCGCUGAGGAUUACGCUACUCUCUAUAAGGUUAACGAGAAAUGGCCUGGUCACGCCGUUCUCAUCCCUCCGGCGUUAGAUUCUCAGACCGCUCAUAAAUUCGGUUCCCAGGGUUUCUUCAAUUUCACAGCUCGGAGGCCGCAACAUCUCUUGGAAAUUUUGGAGCUAGGUUACAAUGUUAUGUACAACGAUGUUGAUAUGGUCUGGUUGCAAGAUCCAUUUCAGUAUUUGGAGGGAAAGCACGAUGCGUACUUCAUGGAUGAUAUGACUGCGAUUAAGCCUUUGGAUCACUCUCAUGAUUUACCACCUCCGGGUAAAAAGGGAAGGACUUAUAUUUGUAGCUGUAUGAUUUUCUUGCGUCCUACUAAUGGGGCAAAACUUCUCAUGAAGAAAUGGAUUGAGGAGCUUCAAACCCAGCCUUGGUCCCGAGCUAAGAAAGCAAAUGAUCAGCCUGGUUUUAACUGGGCACUUAACAAAACAGCUCAUCAGGUGGAUCUCUACAUGCUAUCUCAGGCAGCUUUCCCAACAGGAGGAUUGUAUUUCAAGAACAAAACAUGGGUUAAAGAAACAAAGGGAAAACAUGUCAUAAUCCAUAAUAACUACAUAGUCGGUUUUGAGAAGAAGAUCAAACGUUUCCGUGACUUUAAUCUAUGGCUAGUCGAUGACCAUGCUUCCGAGUCUCCAUUAGGGAAAGUAGGGUAAAUCCGAAUGGCAAAAAAAAAAAGAUUGUUCGUCUCACUCUGCCUCUCUCUUUUCUUGUUGUUAUUGGAAUAUUCAGGUUGCACAAAGGAAGAAAGAUCUAGUGAGUAAAAAAAAAAAAUUGGGCAAAAAAUCUAGUGAGUAAAUUCUUUUACAUAUUUGGGGGUCUUUAAAGUUAUGUGAAGAGGUGUUCAAUACGACUUGAGUUGAAUAUGGUAAUGUAGACUGCUAGAAUUGGUAUUGGGUCUGACAAUUCAUUCAUUCAAGUCAUAUUGAAUCAGCAUUUACACCA